Struthio camelus australis is the source of this 1440-nucleotide messenger RNA. The record is from RefSeq and is a predicted model, not a curated record. Lineage: Eukaryota; Metazoa; Chordata; Aves; Struthioniformes; Struthionidae.
AUGCGGCCGCUCCCGCUAGGCUACGAGCCCUCUCAAGCGCGACGCGGUAGAGGGGACUUACAGGGGGAUACAGCCCUCCCGGUGGGUGCGCACCGGCUCCUGGUGGCUGGUAGGGCAAAUUGCCCUUACUAUGCCAAAGCGGAACUCCUGGCUGACUAUCUCCAGGCUAAUUUGCCGGACUUCAGGGUUCACAAGAUCACUAAGCACCCUUACAAAUGGGAGGAAUGGCUUCGUGACAUCUGUGCAAUGAACGGAUGGGAACACAAACAGUCUCCAAUCAUUUGGAGAGAACUUUCGAAUCGUGGAGGGAAGGGCCUGCUUCUGGGAGGAGUUAAUGAUUUUCUGCAAUAUGCUCAGCACUAUUAUGGCAUCACAUCAACAAUGCUGAGUGAGGAGAUGUUAACCAUUGCUGAGGAGAACCUACAAACUCACAUUGAAAUUGUAAAAGAGGAGGAAGAGAUUAGAAGUCUUAUCAACCCUUUGCAGAUCUGGAUCACCAGUGCAUCAGCUCCAACCUGCUAUCAUCUAAUCCCUCUAUUGGCAAAUGGAGAAGUGUUUGGGAUGACCACAGAAAUCAGUAUCCAUUUACUUGACACGGACCAGUUUAAGGAAGUUCUUUGUGGUAUUGUGAUGGAAGCUGAAGACCUGGCAUUCCCGCUCCUCCGCAGUAUUUCAAAGCACACUGAAAUAGAAGAGGCUUUUCUUCAAGCUGAUGUUAUCGUUGUUCUUGAUGACAUCCUCUUCAAACAUGAAGUCCCACUCCUUGAGGACUGCAUCAGAGAAGCGAGUGAGAUCUGUCGAGCAAUGAUGAUUAUGACAUAUGGCCCAUCCAUUAAACCUGAAAAUAUCAUUGCCCUUGCGACUUUCUGGGAAAAUGCAGCUAAAGCCGUGCUGGCCAGGAAACUGAAUAUAAAUACAGCAGGAGUUAAAGAUGUGAUUAUUUGGGGCAAUGUUACUGGCUGGAGCUACACUGAUUUGUCACAUGCAAAAGUGUAUGGACAUGAUGGUGCUAUUUGGGGUCCACCUAAUUUUUCACGUCCUUUAUGCAACGUGAUUUAUGAUAGCAGCCGGAUAUAUCCAGAAUCGCCAUCUGCACAGCGUUCAUUGAGUUCCCGGGAAUAUCACUGUGUAGGAAUGUCACUUGCUCAUGCAGUAGCUACUGUACUCAGAUACUGGUAUCACGGCUCUCCUCCUGGGGAGAUUGUUUCUGUGGGAAUUCCGGCUGGAGGUCAGUUUUGUGUUCCGGAAGGGGUUGUCUUUUCUAUGCCAGUGCGGUUCCAGAACGGUGGUUGGGAAGUCAUGACAGAAUUAGAAGUUAAUGAAACAACUCGAGAAAUUCUGAGAUUCUUAACCCAUGAUCUAAUGCAGGAAAAGUUUGUUGCACUAAAGGAAAUAAAAGAAAUGAGUCCUUACAGAGAUGAGAUGUGCUAACACUGGAGU